This is a messenger RNA of Hermetia illucens (black soldier fly), 420 nucleotides long. Its product is annotated as transmembrane protease serine 2-like. Bases 124 to 318 code for a protein of 64 amino acids. The transcript is spliced from 2 exons. The record is from RefSeq and is a predicted model, not a curated record. NCBI's taxonomy places the organism in Eukaryota, Metazoa, Arthropoda, Insecta, Diptera, Stratiomyidae. Gene Ontology annotation, molecular function: protein binding.
GGAUCUAAUGCAAUUAGUUGACUCACAAUUUUCCGACCGUUUAGAUAUAUUCAUCAGAAAGCAUUUUAGCUCGAAAUCGAUAUUCCUAGAUAAGAAAGUUAUCCGUGAUUAUUGUGAUUGAAAAUGUCUUCCAAAAUUUUUCUAUUUUCCAUUUGUUUGUGCUUAGUGUUGACUCUCGUUGCGAGUGAUGCGCAUGAGGAAUGCAGUUACACCGAAUUUCAGUGUGAAAGUGGAGAGUGCAUCCCCAGAACCGAAGUUUGUGACGGCCAUGCGAAUUGUCCAAGCGGAGAGGAUGAGGACGAUUGCUGGAGGAAAUAAUAACCCAAUUUAAAUAGAGUCCUAAAGCAAUUAUCAGAUCUAUAUGUAUUCGUUUCUCUUAAUCACAUAUUAAAGCAGAUAUUUCUCAUUCAUAAAGUGAAA